UGCUUUUGAUCUGCUGUAGGGGCAGCAGGACGUACCGCCCGUGUAGUUUACGGUACCGGAAGUAGACACGGGACAGAAGAAGAAGAAGAAGAGGAUCUCCUCCGCUAGCUAGCUAGCUACUGCUGGGAAGUAGCGUCAACAUUUUCAGGAUAUUACCAUAAUGAGUUAUGCAGAGAAGCCGGAGGACAUAACAAGGGAAGAGUGGAUGGAUAAACUGAACAAUGUCCAUAUUCAGAGAGCUGAUAUGAACAGGCUCAUUAUGAACUACCUGGUGACAGAGGGCUUCAAGGAGGCAGCGGAGAAGUUCAGGAUGGAGUCUGGAAUAGAGCCUAGCGUCGACUUGGAUUCCUUAGAUGAAAGAAUUAAGAUAAGAGAGAUGAUCCUGAAGGGACAUAUCCAGGACGCCAUUGCACUGAUCAACAGUUUGCACCCAGAGCUGCUGGAUACGAACCGUUACCUCUACUUCCACCUACAGCAGCAGCAUCUGAUCGAGCUGAUUCGUUUGAGGGAGACCGAAGCUGCCCUGGAGUUCGCCCAGUCUCAGUUAGCAGAGCAGGGCGAGGAGAGUCGAGAAUGUCUGACCGAGAUGGAGAGGACACUGGCCCUGCUGGCGUUCGACAACCCUGAGGAGUCACCUUUUGGAGAUCUGCUCAACAUGAUGCAAAGACAAAAGGUGUGGAGUGAAGUGAAUCAGUGUGUGCUAGACUAUGAAAACAGAGAGUCAACACCCAAGCUGGCCAAGCUCCUGAAGCUACUGCUGUGGGCUCAAAACGAACUUGACCAAAAGAAAGUGAAGUAUCCCAAAAUGACAGACCUCAGCAGGGGAACCAUCGAGGACCCCAAAUAAGGACCCGCAGUGAAGACAAACCACAGCAUUACAAAACGGACACAUUUCCUUUAUCUAUUUAUACCCCGACAAACUGUCUCAUAUAGAAUACAACCUUUUCUUUUUUGUAAGGGUUGCUUUUUGAUACUUUAAUAACUUAGAAUGUGCAAAACUGGAUUGAAAAUUAAUUCUCACACUAAAGUAACAUGCAGACCAUUCUUUUACUUGGUAUUAUAAUUUACAUAUUUGUUUAUGUAAGAUUAGUAUAUUUCAGUUACACUAGUUUUUCUGUCUGUUGGCAGGGAAAGUUGUUGGCAUAGGAGGGUGUGAAUUAAGCCUAAAUUAGGCUGUCACUUUCUGUGUGUGACCAGUUUGAUGUUCAGGGAAAAUGGUUGGCUCGGUAUGCACUGCCUCAAAUAUACUUAUUUUUCUUCCUUACAAAAAACAUACACAUUUCAGCUAGUAGUUUUUAGCUAGUGCUCGACGUGACGACAAGAGCCACAGCAAGAUGCUUGGGAUCUUUCAAACUACUGUGACUUUGAAAGUUAAAUUCUGCUUAAGACAUGAACUGCAUUAUUGCUUGAGACAUUACAAAAAGAUGCAAACACGGACAGGAAAUAAGAAAGGACAUACUUUAAAGUUAUACAUACCGUAACAAUUAACAUGUGGGACAAGGCAAGAUUCCUGGACUGCUAGAAACUUUGCAGCGUACUGUGACUGUACAAGCUUAAAGGCAGCCUCAGUUUCAUACUGUUAUAAAAUAUCACAGAUAUUAAAAGAUGUGAAUGGAUAAAUCUGUGUUCACAGACAUGGAGACCCUUACAGAUGGGAGUAUUUACAUGUAUGGAAUAAGUAGCUCUUUUGCUAAAUUUGAUGUGCUUUUUUUGCUGGGAUAUUAUUUUGCAAUAAAAGUGAAUUUUUAAACUGCGCAACUCAUAA
Molecule: messenger RNA, 1765 nt
Organism: Centropristis striata (black sea bass)
Lineage: Eukaryota; Metazoa; Chordata; Actinopteri; Perciformes; Serranidae
Product: glucose-induced degradation protein 8-B homolog
Exons: 5
Coding region: 161-847 (228 amino acids)
Biological process (GO): proteasome-mediated ubiquitin-dependent protein catabolic process; positive regulation of canonical Wnt signaling pathway
Cellular component (GO): cytoplasm; nucleus
Molecular function (GO): protein binding
Source: RefSeq, a predicted model, not a curated record